AUUUGUAUUGCAAAAAGUAAUGUCUGGAAUCAUUGCUCAGCCGGGUAGUAUUAAGAAAGUUGCUGCCGCUGCGUUUUUCAAGCUGCGAUCCUCUGGCUUUGACAAGGAGGAGUGCAAGGAAUGCCUGAAAUCCUUGUCAGAUGAUCUGGAAAGCUACGUGGAGUGGCUAAAUAAGAGCAUGGAACAGAAGCUGAAGGAGAUUGAGUAUUAUGUAAUGACACAGAAAAAGCAGAAAGCGCUUGAUAACAUUAAUUAUCGUAUGAGAGGUGAGAACACUCUUGCUAUGAUCGAGGUGCUGAAUCCCAUGGUCGAAAAAGUGCGCAAAGCUUACAAGUCUGUUCUGAAGGAAGAUAAGGUUCCCGAUGACGUGAAGGUGGAACUGACUACGAUUAUGUACCUCGUGGACAAGCUGAACAUCGCGAACUGGCUCAAGCUGAAGAAGCAGCUGCUUCUGAAGUACGGAAACGACUGGAUGGAGAAGGUGGAGAGCAAGAAGAAGAACGUGGAUGCGCAGAUCCUCGAGUUCGAGUCGUUCAAGCCGAAAGAGAAGAACGUCCGUGACAAGUACAAGGAAUACGAAGAUGCCUGGAAGCUGAAGCUGAAGAAGGAGGAGGAGGAGCUGGACAUCGAGGAGCUGGACGAGGACGUGGCGACGGAGUCGGACACGCAGAUCCGCGAUGUGCACAAUCUGGAUGACAUCGAUAGCGACGAUCUCUCGCCGAUCGCGUUGAAGAAGUUCGAGAAGAAGUCGCUGAAGAAGGAAGGAGCGAGCUCGUCUUCGUCGUCUUCGUCUUCUUCUAGUUCGGAUUCGGAUUCGGAUUCGGAUUCGGACUCGGAUUCGGACUCGGAUGGAAAGAAGAAGAAGAAGGGCAAGGCUUUGGCGAAGAAGGCUGCGAAGAAGGAGGAAUCGAGCUCGGAGUCCAGUUCCGAUUCGGAGUCGGAGAAGGAGGAGAAGAAGAAGAAGGAAGAGAAGAAGAAGGAGGAGUCGAGCUCCGAUUCUUCUGAUUCUGAUUCCGAUUCUUCCGAUUCCGAGUCUGAGAAGGAAGAAGAGAAGAAGAAGAAGGAAGAGGAGGAGAAAAAGAAGAAGGAAGAGUCGAGCUCCGAUUCCUCGGAUUCCGAUUCCGAUUCCGAUUCAUCGUCCAGCUCGGAUUCCGACUCGGAGCCGAAAAAGAAGGAGGCGUCUUCUUCGGAUUCAUCGUCCAGCUCGGAUUCGGAUUCGGAUUCGGAUUCGGACUCAGACUAA
Molecule: messenger RNA, 1243 nt
Organism: Blastocystis hominis
Lineage: Eukaryota; Bigyra; Opalinata; Blastocystidae
Exons: 5
Coding region: 20-1243 (407 amino acids)
Source: RefSeq, a predicted model, not a curated record